Peromyscus eremicus (cactus mouse) is the source of this 2468-nucleotide messenger RNA. It is a transcript of the gene Proser3, whose product is annotated as proline and serine rich 3. The coding region runs from base 152 to 2236 and encodes 694 amino acids. The record is from RefSeq and is a predicted model, not a curated record. The transcript has 11 exons. NCBI's taxonomy places the organism in Eukaryota, Metazoa, Chordata, Mammalia, Rodentia, Cricetidae.
AUUGGUCACCUUGGAGGUCCCCGCCCAAAAGAGGGCGGAGCUGACAGCGUUACUAAGCGAGGAGGAUAGGCGUCGGGCUGUCCCGCGAAGGAGUUCAGCUGGCACUAACGCUGAGCCUGUCACUUUUCACUAUCCAAGACACCCUUUGGAAAUGUUCCCCAGGGUGGACAACCCUAUUGGUCAUCAAGAAGCCAAAACUGGAGCCCCAAGGUCUCAAAGGCCACAAGCUCCCAAGGCCACAGCAACCGAUUCCCCUGAGCUGUCGGAGGUGUCCUGGCCAUCCAGUUCUGGGACCCCUUCCCCACUCAGCACUGAGGGACCAAGUACCUCUCCACCACUCACCGUAAUUGACAGCGGGGACUCGGUGGUAGCCAAGUACAUAAACAGGUUCCGCCAAGCUCAGCCCACAAGCCGAGAGGAACGCCAGCCUGCAGGCCCCACCCCAGAUGACUUUUGGUGGCUGAAGCCCAAGUCCUCAGACUUGAGCAGUUACCUUGCAGCAGGAGCGGGUGAAGCUGAGGGAAGAUCCGCAAUGACAGGUCCAUCUCCCGCGGGGAUGUGCAGUGCAUCUCUGGCUUCAGCUCCUCUUCAGAAAGUAAAGCAGAACCUGAAGACAUGGAACUCAUCUUUGCUGGACUUGGAGACACUGAGCCUACAAAGCAGAGCGGCCAGGCUGCUGAAACGCAGCAAGGCCUCCCUCUCCUCCUCCUCCUCCCUCAGUCCCGGUGAUGCCAGCAGUUCCUCCUUCCCUGUCAGCUCCGAUGGCCUCUCUCCCUGUCCUGUGACCUUCAAUCCGGAGUCCAACAAGAGUUCUAGUCCCAAAGAAUCUGUGUCGGGAGCAGCCCCAGUGCCAUCCCAGGCCUGCAUCCCUGCUCCCCGCCCAGCCUCCUCCCAGGCAACCCUUCAGCCCGAGGAAGACAUUUUAUACCAAUGGCGGCAGCGGCGGAAGCUUGAGCAGGCGCGAGGAGCUGAGGGUGAUGGAACCUGGGUGUUGCCUCGGACCCCAGCCCUCACCACUCAGACUCCUCCUGUCCCUGCAGUGAACCUUGGUUCCCUGGGGACCCAGCCUAACUGUGUUCCACCAUGGGGCAGUGUGGCCCAGCCCCCUCCUCCACAGGCCUUCUAUGUGGAGAGGCCUCCUCUUCCAGCGCCCUCUCCACACAUCUGGGCCCCCAGCCCUCAGGGGUUCCUCUGGGCCCCCCAAGCCAAUCCCUGGGUAUCCCUCGGUAUGGUUCCUACCACACUGCUUGCCUCUACUGUUGCUCCCGUGGCCUCCUUCCCAGCACCCCCUACCACCACUCCAGCUGCCCCAGCUCCCACCCCUGCUCCCCAGGUCUCCAUCCCAGUGCCCCCAGCCUCUACUCUACCUCCCUGGGCUUCCACCCCUACUUCCCCAGCUUCUACCCUCCCACUAGCUGACACCCCUCAGGAGCCAACUACCCUCGAGAUGAGUAGUUCUGUCCAGCCCAAGAAGCUGAGUCCCAAACCUCGGAGGGCCAGCGCUUCAUCGCGCCAGGAGACAACUGGUCCAGACCCCGCAGCUUUUGAGAGUCCCAGUUCGCAGCUCAGGGGCGCCCUGGGCCAGGUAGUGACAGCCAGGCUGUUCCCUGACAACUUGGAAGACACGGCCCCUCAUCUUGAGAGCCCGCCUCCAUGUGAGGCAGAAUCCCGGAAAGUUAAGGGCACACCCACUCAAGCCGAGGGUCCACCCCCUCCAUCCAAGUCUCAGCGUGGGUCCCAGACAGAGUCCGGCAAAGCCACGGCCGCGUCCUCUACGGGCAGGUCGGUGCUUCGGAAAAGUAAAGUCACCCUCUCAGCUGAAGCUAGGGAUCCACAGCCGGCUAUAACCCCAAAGGCACCCACACUGUCAGAGGUCCAAGCACCUGAAUUCAAGACGUCUGCUCCCAAGGCGGGAGCUGGUGAUGCUUGGACCAUCGCCCCGCCUGCCUCAGGCCACGCCCCCUCCGAGGACUUGUUAUCCCAGGCCGCCGGACUUCUGCAGGCUGCGGAAGAUUCCGAUGGCAGCGAGUUUCAGGAAGACCCUGUGUUGCAGGUGCUAAGAGCUCAGAGGGAAGAGCUCCGGCAGCAGAAAAGGAAAGUGGAUGCUCAAUUAUCCCUCCUCUUGAACCACACUGAAGAACCAGGAUCUUCCUCUCCUCCAGCCAGCUCACCUCCCAGGUCCCCAAGAAUGCGAUUGAGGAGGGAAGGAGCCUUCUUUGAUGCCAGGAGACUUUGAACUGUGAAAAUUCUGUUUUUCCUGGGCUGGGGAGAUAAAGUACUUGAGUGUGAAGGCCCACAUAAAGGUAGCUGAGCGGCCCGCUGGCCCAUGGAGACGGGGUCUCAAACAAAGUGGAAGGCGAGGACCUGUAUUCAAAGUCCUUUGACCUCCAUACACGAGCUGUGGGGCGUGCGCCCACGCACGCACACGCACACGCGCACACACACACAAAUAAAGUUUUCUCCAAUUA